AGUCAGUCAGUAGACGCGGUCGGGUCUGGUCCAGGUCGCCGCGCGCUGCGCUGCCGUCGCUCGCGAGGUCGCCCGUGCGCCGCGUGUUCGAGAACGCGAUGCGCCGCGCCGCGUAGAGUGUGUGUGAUACUACAAGAGUUACUGUGAGCCCCAGCGAUCAUGCAGCACCCGCAGGUGUCGUGGCUGCUGCCGUGGGGCGUGCCCGUGCACAGCGUGCACCACAUGCACCACCACCACCCCGCCCUGCAGGGCCUGCAGCAGGGCCUCCAGCAAGGCCUGCAGCAGGGCCUCCAGCAGGGCAUACAGCAGGGCCUGCAGCAGGGCCUGCACCACCUCGGCGCCGUGGGCGUCGGCCCCGUCGGCCACACGGUCGGGCACGCGGUGGGCGGCCACCCCGGCGUGCACGGCCCGGUGCACGGCAUGGCGCUGGGCAUGGCGCCCGCGCCGCUGGCCGCCCUCCGGUCCUUCGUGGCCACCCAGCAGCAGCACCAGCAGCAGCAACAGCACCAACAGCAGCACCAGCAGCAGGCGCCGGCGAACAACGGGCGGGGCGUCCCGCGCAUGAAGGUGACCCUGAACUACGAGCUCACGCCGUCUUCCUCGGGAUCCUCACCUCAACAGGCCGAGGCCUCCGGGUCGGACUUCUCGUUGGCGGCCACACAGAAGAGGAAAGCGGACGAGGGCGAACCCAACAAGGACUUGAAAAAGCUGUGCAAGCCGCAUAAAAUUAACGCCGUGGACUGGCCGCUCACCUGUGUUUUUGCUCCUUUACUUUUUGGGGAACGCUCAUCCCCGCAGUGGGCGCGGGUUGAAUUAAUACCCUCAUGGGAAGUGUGGGACAGCAAUCGUAUUUUCUCUAAAAGCAAUUCCUACGUCACUUGCGACUUGAAAAUCGUGCGAGUCAUGUUGUCAGGUCCCGGCCUUCCGAGGCGUUUGGAGGUCGAGUUUGCGGAGGAUUAUAUUUCCGAGUAA
Frankliniella occidentalis (western flower thrips) is the source of this 972-nucleotide messenger RNA. RefSeq names its product la-related protein Larp4B-like. The coding region runs from base 160 to 972 and encodes 270 amino acids. NCBI's taxonomy places the organism in Eukaryota, Metazoa, Arthropoda, Insecta, Thysanoptera, Thripidae. The record is from RefSeq and is a predicted model, not a curated record. The transcript is spliced from 5 exons.